Rhizopus microsporus ATCC 52813 is the source of this 477-nucleotide messenger RNA. RefSeq lists its product as uncharacterized. The coding region runs from base 1 to 372 and encodes 123 amino acids. NCBI's taxonomy places the organism in Eukaryota, Fungi, Mucoromycota, Mucoromycetes, Mucorales, Rhizopodaceae. The transcript has a single exon. The record is from RefSeq and is a predicted model, not a curated record.
AUGACUCGAUCCUUAUCUCAAGAUUUACAAAACAGUCUUCGUUCUCUUUUGUCUGAGCCCGACAUGUCCUUUGACGAGAUUGCUCAACGAUUACAUGUCUCUAAACCGACUGUUUCGCGUUAUUGUAACUCAUGGGGUAUCGCGCAACCUGAUAAUCUCGGGGGAAGACCUUCUAUUUUAACCAAAACCAGCAAGGCGUUGAUGAAGAGGAUGGUGCUUACUGGUGAACUCAAGACUGUCAAGCAGGUUCAUCAGCACUUUGUGAGUUUAUACCCCAAUUUAACUUACUACAUCACCUUGAGUGCACUCAAGAGCAUGGGCUUCAAGAUAUGCUCGAAGAGAAAGCAUCCUUUCUAUACAAGAAGCGCCUAAAUUGGAUCUUGGCGUACUGAAGCUAGACCGUAUAUGAGUAAAGAAGCGUAAUCCUCUCUCUGAUGAGUUAAAAAACAACGUCUAGGGGCUUGGAUGAUACUGAAA